This is a messenger RNA of Danaus chrysippus (African queen), 6480 nucleotides long. Lineage: Eukaryota; Metazoa; Arthropoda; Insecta; Lepidoptera; Nymphalidae. The record is from the annotation of a GenBank genome assembly.
AUGACAAAAGAUCUUCCAGCUACUACAAAUGUUGAAGAACAAAGAGGAUCUACUUCAGUAGACCUUUUAAACAUAGAAAAAGAAUGUUCUUCUCAUUCUUUGAAUGUGAAGAGUGCCGAAGAAAGCAGAGAAACAGACAUAAUUGAUACACAGAAUGUAAGUGAAACAUCAAAGGAAGAAACGAACAUAGAAGAAGAAAGUGUUGAAUCACCAGCAAUUAAUGUUGAAGUACCACAAGCAGGCAUUGUGGAGACAGAGCCAUCAGAAACCAAUGUUAUCAAUAAUGAAGAACUAGCACAAACUGUAUUACCUUCGGCUCCCGUUAUCCUUGAACCCGAAGCUGUUAUUAGUAGUCAAAUAAUUGAAGUUACCAAGGAAAGUAUAAAACCAAAGAUACUAUGUGUGCCAUUAGAAGAAGCUGUAAAGAUAUUUGGAGGCAGGGAAAUAGCUGAGGUUAGGGCAUUAAGUGAGAGGGAGGAAGCUUUUGUGGAGGCUGGACCAAAACAGAAUCCGGAUGAUCCUUUAGUAGAUUUACUGUCUACUUUUAGGUCUUCAUUAAUUGCUGUAGAACGUGAACGAAACAGGAUUACUUGUGGGUACAUUGAGGAGGAAAAGUCGCGUUCAACACUAUGGAAAGUAGAGAAACGGAAUGUAGUUUUAACAGAGAGAUGUGGCUGUGGAACCAAUGUCAGUUUACGAGCUAGCUAUGAUGUAGCUGAGUUGAUGAAGGAAAGGUUACCAGCAGCUAGACUGAGAUUGGAAUCUUUAUUAAGAGAAGUCCAGGAGACUUAUUGCCAUCACCAAAACGCAGCUUUGUUGGCACAUUACGAUAUAGAAGAGCUGUUAUCGGAGGUAGUUCAGGACUCUAAGGAUAAAAUGCGUGAGGCGUUAGCAUUAAUAUUUCAAGCGAUGCGUCUGGUUGAUGGCGUUCCCGACUCGUUCGUUCAAGCGUUGCAGCGCUGGGCCGGUAUACUGGCGACUGCUUUACUAGAAACUAAUGACAUGGCGAACCUAUUAUUCUUAAUGCACUAUCUCUUCAGACAAACUCGCUCAGUGCUGUGGGCCACAUCAGUGAUUUAUCUGCGGGUAUGGGACGUUGGUUCCGUAGCUCAGUUGCUGGCACUGUUGGAGAUCAUGCUGACCAGACCUUCGUUGGAGGAGGCGGUGGAAUGCAUUGAAGAAGGGGAGGCAUGGGAAGAAGUGGAUGAAGUAGGGGAAGGAGGAGCGGUUGGGGAGGGGAGGCUGCGAGAAAAAGAUCUACUAGCAUUUCUAGAGGCUUUGCCGCUAAGAGACAUGUUAGCGCGUCUACUUCUGUUCAAACGACAGGACUUAAAUCAAGAGACAGAAGACGCUUGGGGCGACCGCUCAGGAGGUCGUGAUGUACUGAAGGCGUGUUUCGGUACACGCACACUACUACACGUGUUCCAGCGUGCUACACACACACACAACACAUACACGCGCCUGCACGCACACAUGCGACAUCUAGUGGUAGUCUUGUUGAAUGCUCUCGCUGGACUUCAUCUGCAUUCUUGUUCCUAUUACAUUAAAGAGUUAGAAGUUAAGAUAUCAGUUGAAUUGGAGGCUUGCUUUGCUGCUGGGUUCGUUUUACUAGGAAACGAGGUCGAUAAGUUACCAGCGACGUUAUUAAGAGGUGUUGUCGCUAAGGAGUAUUGUGUCGCGUUCAUGACGGGGCUACAUGAUUCGUCGCCUCACAAAGUGGAGUCGCUUUUAUUAGAGAUAGUUGGUUUGCCGUGCGAUGUCCAUGUUAGAGUAGUGACUCAGGCGGCCGUAGAACGUGUGUUGGAUCAUGCCCUAGCAACUAGCGUCCUUGAAUUUCUAUUCCAGACGGGUAUGAAACCCAGACAGGUGGCAUGUAAGGGAGUAUGUGUGACAACAAGUCGUCAGUUGAUGCCUGAACUAUUAACGGCCCACCCACGCCUGCACACUACCGCCUUCUACAUGCUGGCUGAUGCUUACCAAGUCGCUCCCAAUACAUCGUCCAUGCAGGCCGUGUCUCCCGGUAGCUGGCGGCCGUCUCCCGCCGCUCUAUCUUCGGUCCUAGAGCAGUGGGAGCUAAAGUGUCCAUCACGAAUACCGAGCCUGCUUCUCAAAUUGGACUAUACGCCGCAUGUCGGUCUUUCCCUCGAGACACAGCUAUGCGUCGGAUCGUGGUUGUGUUCGAGGGGCGAAGCGCCCGAGUGGUCGUGGGAGGUGUUGCGAAAAUUGAGGGUACACCGGACGCAGUGGGGCUUACCGUUUGACGCACCGACCUACGAGCCACACGACUUACUGAGCAAAGCUUUCGCAUUAAUGGCUGGGGAUUGGGGUCACUGCAUACCCUUGAUCUGUGGUCCCGGGGCCGAAGCCCUAUUCGAGUUGUCUCAGUUGCGACCCCUGGACGCGGUGCAUUGCUUGGGUCCCAUUAUGAUGGUCAUGACACAGUCACCUGAGUCUAUCUCCCUCACUCCCAAAUUCUCCGAAAUAUUCUCAGUCAUCUUCAACCACGGCGCGUAUUUCCUUCCGUAUUUGUUCCGCCGUCCGUGCCCAGCGGAAAAGGCCCUGCAGACUCUGGUCAUGGAACAAAUGGGGAAUGCCGGGCCCGGCUGGCCGAUGGUGUCUUGUUGGCUGCACGCGUUGUGGUCCCCGAAGGUUCCAGCUCAAAGUCGUCACAUCCUGGACCGAGGAGUGAUUCUAUCCCGGGCCUGGACCGCGCUCGAUGAACACGUGAAGGGACGUUUACAGUUGCAAAACGCCAAAGACUAUAUAUCUGACGCUGUGAAACACGCCGCCGAAGCUCCAGUGGUUUGUGAGAGCGUGCUUCGUAAUCUGCACGCUAUGGAACUGGCGAACCCCGCGCAUAAACGACUGAUGGAGGAACUAGAGCGACAGAGAACGGCUGGGGAGAAGAUACAUGUGGAUAAUGCUAUGAAGACGGUGGGCUGGUGCUUGCCGUCCCAGGAGCUGAGUAUCUACCGCUGUUGUCGCGGCGUGAAGGCCAGCGGACCACAACACCCUGCUCACCUCCUGCUAACACGACUUAUGAUGCAUAUAUACUUACAGCGGUAUAGGCCAAAUUCUCCACCCGUCGGAACACUAUACUUCAGCGGGUUAAUUCACACAAGACUGUAUCUCUUACAAAUCAAGGAUAAACUUCAGGAAUUUGCGACUUAUCAUAAAAAUCAAGCGAAUUCAUUGAAACCGCCCGAGGACACAGUGCACAAUGAACAGACAAUAUCUCAGAAAGUCUCACCAAUUGUAGAUAAUAGUUUAUUUCCAGCACUCAAAAUAAAAGAUCUCGUGGCUCAGAAUAGUAUUGAAGAGAAAUAUGAAAAUAAUGAGCCCAUAGAUAAUUCAAGCGAAGGAAUAAUGAAAGAAAAUCAAGAUAAGAUUAAUCUCAUAAGUUAUCACAUGGCUGUGGAAAAAUUGUUCCGUCAGUAUGUCCUCUGGCUGAAUGAAGGCGACAAGGUCCGCGCCGGGCCGCAGCACGCGGACAUCGCGACUGUACUUAGCGAACAGGCUUUAGAUGCUGCGUGGAGGUCGUUUCUUAAGACUACACCAGAAUCUCCUCCCCCCUCCCCUACUACAGAGAAAGUUUCCACAGAACACUUGACGCACUUCGAGAGAACCGUUAAAGCGUUACGGACUGUUAAAAACGGAAUGAAAGACAGAUCUCGCUCGUCCUUGCCGGCCGCUUUAAACGAUUCCUACUUCAAGAACAGCCACAUGCUAUAUGAAUUACUUGAUAGCAACAUCAAUGCUUUGAAGAAUGUUACCGAUCAGUGGUGUAAUGAUGUAAGCCGCGUGUGUUCUCUGGACGGUCAGCUGUGGGAGCUGGUGAAGGUACUCCGCGUGCCCCGGACCCUGCCUCCCAUACGGCAGAGCUGCUCGCACUGCCACAGUAAUGUCGUUGUAACAAUAUCUGAAGACGAAUGGUGCGUAUCGUGUGGUGCAGCUCAGGGGAUUAUAGAGAACAGACGUAGUUUUCGUUCGUCGCUGAGAGGACUCGCUCGCCCGAGACCGUCAGCUGCUAAGGCGGCCGCCAUAUUGCGGUCUAUGGCCAGACGCGUGCAGAGCCCGCCGCUCGCGCUGGGCGUGUGUACCCGCGCGUGGGCCGCCGUGCCCGCCGUGGAGCGAUACGGACCAGCGGUGGACGCUCUCGCCUCGCUGGUGGAGAGCCUCGUCACGAAAUUCCUAUGUCGCGACAUCGACACCUGUCUCCGCUUGCUAUCGUCGUGGUGUGAGGGUAGUUCUGUGCAGCAACGCUUAUGCGGCUCGUUGCUGAGCAGCGCGCGUCAGCAGCACUGUGCGCGACUGUACCAGGCGGUACUAGACCUGCCUCUACCGCCGCAUGUCACUUUCAGCUUUUUGUCCAAGUUCGAUCUCCAGAGCUGGUCGGAGACAGUGGAUUCUUCACGACGGAGUGAACUGUUAGAGUCUAUAUUGAAAGCGGCUGAGAAAUGUGGCCCCGCGCCCGACACUGAAUACUUGGUGCUAUUGGAGCAACUGUGUGUACAUUCGCUGUCAGUGGUCCGUUCUUCGGAGUUGUGUCGCCACGUGUCCCGCGUGAUGUCCGCGACUGUACACGGCCGACUGGCGCCACACGCGUGCGCGAUGAUACCCGCCGCGGUACAGCGGUGUGCUGACGUGGAUUUUGAUCAGCUAGGUAACCUCCUUCGUGACAUCGGCUCCAUGUGGUGGACCGCUCGCUCAUCCCGUGUCCUCCGUAAUUCAGAACGCGUUCAGUACUCUCUAUACGCGGUCCACGUGGCAGACAUAUUGUACCAAUUGACGCACGCCUUCGUUGAAUCCGCCAUUAAAUGCAGCUACACGCCCGAAAGAGUAUCUCGGUACGCGUGGUCUGCCACAGUGGAGUCGUGGUCGCCGUGGUUGUCCCCCCACCCCUGCCUCCCACUCCUGCCACAACAGACCACAGACCACAGCAACAUGCUGACCAGAUUCACGGAUACCAUAGUUAUGAUCAUGCAUCUGUGUCCAGGUAGCGAGCAACAUCUACUACGUCACGCGUUUGACUGGACGGCCCACACGUAUUUGCUCAUGGAGCCCCACUGGCCGGACGAGAGUCGUUUAUUGAUGACGUCACUGAUGACGUCACUCACCGACCUGCCUUGGACGCUGCAGUGGUUCCACAUAGACAGCCUGCAGUUAGCUUUACAGAUCUGUUCCAAUCCCCGCGCGGAUGUUGUGAGUUGGUUGUGUCACACGCUGCAGGCGACAUCUGGUGAGUGUUGGUUGCGAGGUGUGCAGCAGACUCAGCAGCACUUAGAAGCAGCGCUGGACGGACUGCUGGCUCUGUUUACUGCCAGAGAAUUGCAGCUGCCGACAGAGUGCUACAAAAGCGUGUGUAUUCUUCCCUGGUGGCUGCUCCCUCAACCCUCGUUGGAGUCAAGUCUGAGGAAGUUCUUCGAAGAGCAUCACUCACCACACACGCCCUACCACGAGGCGCCGCAGUUCAAGGCGUUGUUAUCCGCGUGUUUCCUGUUCCCCGCCGUGCCCUCUGCCGGGAGCCUCCAAUGUCCGCCCACGGUCGCCCACGUCCGCCGAUGCCUCUUAGUAUCCGAGUGGACUCGCGCCGCCUGCUCGCCCACACUGGACGCCCACGUGAGCGGAUACUGUGACCACGUGCUCAAUGUCAUCACAGAUAUUGCUCCUCAUAUAGAACAAUACGAAGGUGAGGUGGAGGAAUUGUUGAGUCGCGCCAUCGUCAUCAUGUGUGUGGAGCCCGCGGCGGCUAGUGCGAUAUCGGUAUGGCAGUCCCGGGUUCGUUCCUGGCCGCUGCCUCUCGUUCUGAGCUGCUCCUCCGCGUGCCCCUCACUCAUCACGCCGGAGUACUUCUCAUCACUCGCCGACACUGUAGCCAAGAGAGUCAUGGAACAAGCAUCUAACGGAUGGUCGUUAUUGGCUGCUCGUUGGUCUUCCUGUGUGUGGUGGGGUCUGGGUGCUCUCCUACAGCGGGGGGCGGCGCACUUGGGGUACGCGUUACACCGGGCUGGGGCUGCGGGACUCAAGGAUGCUCUUACAGCACUCGGGGGCGGAGCCCUACACUUAUCAGAAAACGAGGAGAUAGCGGCUGUGUGGAUAUGUGUGGCGUUCAGGGUCAUCAUGAGGGAGAGGGAGGAGGAGGAGGGAGGAGAGGGGAGCUGCAGGGAGGAGGCGAGGAGGAUGCUGGGGAGGUGGAGCGAGAGGAAGAGGAGCCUCAUACAGCUGGUGACGAGACACGUGGACGCGGACUGGCCCACAGACAGACUGCAGCUCCUAAGUCGGCUCGCGUUAUACAUAAUUUCUCCGUCUGAAGAAUCCUUAUCAUCCUACGUCAGCGCCCAUACUUCCGUUUCCGCCUCUGGAGUGCCCGCGGUCCCGGACCGGAGCCCUACGAGUGUUGCCUUCGCAGCCGCCGCUCUUUAUCCACUGAAGAAGGCUUACUUCACGGAAGAACUAGAUAUGGCGAAGCGUUUGACUUGA